This is a messenger RNA of Colletotrichum chrysophilum, 462 nucleotides long. RefSeq lists its product as uncharacterized. Bases 1 to 462 code for a protein of 153 amino acids. Lineage: Eukaryota; Fungi; Ascomycota; Sordariomycetes; Glomerellales; Glomerellaceae. The transcript has a single exon. The record is from RefSeq and is a predicted model, not a curated record.
AUGCAGCUCCCUUCCCUCCUCCUCCCCCUCACCCUCGCCCUCGGCGCCAACGCCCUCGGCCGCGCCGUCGUCGUCAAUCGCUGCCCGACCGAAGUCACCCUCUGGUCCGUCGGCGGCUCCGUCUCCGCGGCCAACACGCUCUCCCCCAACGGCGGCUCCUACGGCGAGACCUUCGUGCGGGACGCGACCACCGGCGGCAAGUCGCUCAAAGUCACGAACGCGAGGGACGGGCUGUACACCGGCGCCGCGCAGCUGAAUUUCGCGUAUAACCUGGACGGGAGCCAGGUGUGGUAUGAUCUGAGCACGGUGUUCGGGGACGCGUUCGCGGGGAAGAAGAUCACGGUCAAGGGGAAGGCUGGGUGUGGCGAGAUUGUGUGGGCGGCGGGCACGAAUCCGGGGGGCAGCCAGGUGAAGGUUUGUGGGAGCGAUGGGGAUGUGACGUUGACGCUUUGUGCGGCUUAG